Molecule: messenger RNA, 3579 nt
Organism: Aspergillus heteromorphus CBS 117.55
Lineage: Eukaryota; Fungi; Ascomycota; Eurotiomycetes; Eurotiales; Aspergillaceae
Product: putative RNA binding protein Jsn1
Exons: 2
Coding region: 1-3579 (1192 amino acids)
Molecular function (GO): RNA binding
Source: RefSeq, a predicted model, not a curated record
AUGCUACCUGUUUCACGACCGGACGGUCACAUGAACCUCAAUUAUAUUCCGACUACUCAGCCAAUGUCCGGGACCAGUACAGGGCGUAGCUCCCCUAGUGACCUGUCGGCAUCCGGUGCCAUCAAGUCACCGUUCGGCUCGUCAAAUGGCCUGAAUGGCGCCGCAGGCUCGAUCGGGGGCGCGAGGCUAGGGGCUGGAUCCCCUUCUCAUGAUCUUGGGGCUCGUUUGUAUUCGAAGCGGGCACGAGAGAUUCAAGCGGAGGAAGGCGUUUCGCCUAGCAUUUGGGGUCCCCCGACUAGUGGUCAUUCCACCCCUCUCCGCGAAAACAUCCCGGAGUCCCCAAGCCAGGAAGGCUUCCCUGAUCUGGUGCCCACCUCCAGCGGCUCAAUGAACAGCCCUGCCCGGAGAGCAAGAGCUGGCACGGUCCCGUCGAGAUUUUCGCCUGUUGGUGCGCUGAACGAGGCGAAUCUUCAACAACCGUACAUCCCCCAGACCUCCCGUCCCACGCCGUCAACUAGCCCCUUCCGCCCGACCGGCGUUUCCGGUAUUGACACAAGCGCAAAGACUGCGACCACCGCUGGCGGAAAUAACGCAGGCUCCCUUUCGCGUCUCCGGGCUGGUUCCAUGCCCCAGAGGGCGAACUUUCUGGGAUCUUCUGGCCCGUUUGGGCCAUCCUUGUUCUCUACCAGCUGGGGAACAGGCCGUGAGCGCGCGACAACUCUUACGAGUAUUCGUUCUUCCGAAGGGCCUGCCUCUCCCAGUCUCUCCUCGUUUUCAAGAGAUGGACUUGCCGAUACUGACGUCAAAACGCUGGACUACUUGGGACUGGCCGAGACCCCACAGCAGGCGCGAGCUACGCUUGUGCGGCCUUCUGUCGAUAUGCUUCUUCACCAGCAGCAGCAGCAACAGCAACAGCAGCAGCAACAGUCUAGCCUUCCUCCUCUGCUCGCGGAAUUGGCUAUGAUGAAGAAUAACAGCCGGAUCCGAUCGUAUUCUGUGAAUGCCAAGGAAAAGUAUGCAGAUGACGAGGACUUGGAGUAUGAGAGUCGCUACUCGCAACUUGGUUCUGGCACUGUCACGCCCUCUGCAGCCUCAGCAGCUGCGCAGUUGGCUGCGACGCAACAUCAGAUACAUCAGCACAACCUUGCUGUACAGGCAUUUGCGAAUCACGCAUCUGCCAGCCGACCCCGUGCCAGGACCGCUGGCAUUUUGGAAGCGCCACCCCAGCGGUCGUCAAUCCGCAAUUAUCUGGCUACCCCGUCACGCCUAGAGAACAGUUUCAGUGCUGCUGACCUCAACAUUUCGGAGGGUGGAGAAUACGAUGAACUGACGGAAGCUGUGCAGCUUCUGCAUCUGAGUGGAAGCGCCAUGCGGCAGCCUACGGAGAUGACAGAUGAAAACAACCAGGAUGGCCCAACCCGUGCCCUGUGGAUUGGUAGCAUCCCUGUUUCCACCACUGUCACAUCUUUGGAGGCGAUUUUCAGCCUGUAUGGCAAGAUCGAGUCUACCCGCGUACUCACCCACAAGAACUGUGGCUUUGUCAACUUCGAGCGUACCGAUAGUGCCAUCCAGGCAAAAUCACUGCUUAACGGCAAGGAGAUCUUCCCUGGCGCCGGUCCAGUCCGAAUCGGAUAUGCUAAAGUGCCUGGCACUUCCGCCUCCGGCACCCCUGGUGUUAAUGGGGCUCAGUCUUCCCCAACCCCAGACCUGAGCACGAGCCUGAAUGGCCCCGAUGGUAUCCUGAGGUCGGAAAGCGGGACCAAUGUCCCACAGAUUCCUGCCCUUUCCGAUCUUCAACCGGAAAUGGCGCAAAUCGUCACUGACUUCGGGGCUAGCGAGGAUGAUGUGCACAACAUCACGGCUAGUAUUCAACGCGCCAUUGCCUUCACUGCAUUUGAAGAUGAAAUCCCUGCGAUCCCUGAGCCUAGCCAGACCAGGGCAUUCGAUGCCCCACGUCUCCGCGACAUCCGGAAGAGGAUUGACAACGGCGCUUGCUCGGUCCAGGAAAUCGAAGAGACCGCGAUUGCGAUGCUGCCAGAAAUUGCGGAACUCUCUUCGGACUACCUAGGAAAUACUGUUGUCCAGAAGCUCUUCGAAUUCUGCUCUGAACCCACCAAAGAGGAAAUGCUCAAGCCGAUUGCGCCUCACCUUGCUGAAAUCGGGGUCCACAAGAACGGAACCUGGGCGGCACAAAAGAUCAUCGAUGUUGCUAAGACCCCAAACCAGAUGAAUAGUGUUGUUGAUGCUCUGAGGCCAUACAUUGUCCCGCUUUUCCUUGACCAGUACGGAAACUACGUUCUUCAGUGCUGCCUACGGUUCACGACCCCAUUCAACGAUUUCAUCUUCGAAACUAUGCUGAGUCGGAUGUGGGAGAUCGCACAGGGUCGAUUCGGUGCCCGAGCUAUGCGAGCCUGUCUCGAGAGCCACCAUGCCUCAAAGGAUCAGCAACGCAUGCUCGCGGCAGCCAUUGCUCUGCACAGUGUGCAGCUUGCGACAAAUGCGAACGGUGCUUUGCUGCUGACAUGGUUCCUCGAUACAUGCACUUUCCCUCGGCGCCGGACCGUCCUUGCACCCCGACUGGUUCCUCACCUCGUGCAGCUUUGCACCCACAAGGUCGCCUAUUUGACCGUGCUCAAGGUCAUCAACCAGCGCAAUGAACCGGAUGCCCGUGAAAUUGUUUUGAAGGCUCUGUUCUUCAGUCCGGGCGACGAGGUCUUGGAGAAGAUCCUGGCGGAUCAGACAUCUGGAGCGACAUUGAUCUUCAAGGUUCUCACCACCCCGUUCUUCGAUGAAUCCAUGCGAGCAGAGGUUGUGAAGAAUGUCUCGAAGGUUCUCACUAAAUUGAAGGCCACUCCAAGCCAAGGCUACAAGCGCUUGAUGGACGAGGUUGGUCUGUCCUCUCGGGGAAAUGCUCGUGACAGCCACCAUGGACGUGACCACGGGUCCACCGCGGACAAACAGCAGCACCGCCCGAAUUCUCGCCAGGCGGCCUCAAACUAUGCCUCUCAGCCCCCCAUGGAGAGGCAAUAUAGCGCGCAGUUCCCUACCAUGCUUGGUCAAAGCCUGGAAGCUGCCAGGCCUGUUGCUCCUGAGCAACAGCCGAAUGCCCCCCAGUUUGAUCCCUACAGUAUCAACGGAAUGAACAGCCUUGGUUCUGCUGGUGGAAUCAAUCCUUUGAAUGGCGUCAACGGCCCCGGAUUCGGCCAGGACCCCCUGGCGCCUCUGUCACAGCAGCAGAUACAGUAUCAAGCGUACCUAGCUGCACAGUCUCGGGGUCUCUCGCCCUCGGGCCUUUACCCGAGCCUGGGUAACGCCAACUUCGGAUAUCCAGCCGGAGCGCCCUCGGCGGAUAACCUUCGCUCUCUGCAGAACCCGGCUGCUCCUAUGACCGGACCCGCCCAGCUCAACCCUGGGUCUAUGUUGAACCAGCCCAACUAUGCUCCCCAGCAGUUCAGCCCCAACGUGGGCUCGGCCCCGAUGUAUCAGUAUCCUUCGCAGUUUUAUUCCCAAGCACAGCCGGCCCCGACACAGUCCGCUGGGGGACGACGUGGACGUGUGAGUCAUCCCCAGCACAUGUGA